This is a messenger RNA of Misgurnus anguillicaudatus (oriental weatherfish), 4023 nucleotides long. It is a transcript of the gene cnnm4b, whose product is annotated as metal transporter CNNM4. Gene Ontology annotation, molecular function: sodium ion transmembrane transporter activity; magnesium ion transmembrane transporter activity. The record is from RefSeq and is a predicted model, not a curated record. Gene Ontology annotation, cellular component: plasma membrane. Gene Ontology annotation, biological process: magnesium ion homeostasis; magnesium ion transport. NCBI's taxonomy places the organism in Eukaryota, Metazoa, Chordata, Actinopteri, Cypriniformes, Cobitidae.
UGUGAAAUGAGUAGGUGACGUCAACCGUCAUUCCGUUGAGAGCGCAACAAACAUGGCGACAGAAUGGAUCGGUAAAGGCUACACGCUGACUUUAACAGUGUUAUUUUUGUGUAAAGUAGGCACAUACAGAGCGGAGACCUUGGGCAGCGACAGCAGGAUCCUCGGCAUGCGGCUGGAGAAGAGCGACAAGCCCGCCACAACUACCGACGACGGGAUCAUACAGGUAACCGAGGAAAGCAACAUCUUGCUCAGGUUCUACGGACUGCAGAUCAGUAAUGACACCUGGUCGCAGAUUAAGUUCAUGGACCGGGGGGAAGACAGCAGUUCUGUUUUAAAUAGGACUUGUGCAGAUUUUACAAAAGACUUCUCCAUCGGCACCACAAUGAGUGUCAACAGCCAGGGCACAUCUGGACUGCUGCAAGUCAAAAUUAAAUCACUUAGGAAAAGUGAGUCUCAGAGGGAUUAUGGCUUGUGCUUCAGACAUAGCCAAGAUCUAAAGUGGUAUCUGCUGGGAGAGAAUGAUGGGAUAUUACGUGUGGUGGAGGAGAAGAAGUCUCUUCUCCCUAUUUGGUUCCAGGUGAUGUUGAUAUGUUGCCUCUUGGUGCUGUCAGGUAUGUUCAGUGGGCUAAAUCUGGGGCUCAUGGCUUUGGACCCCAUGGAGUUGCGAAUAGUGCAGAGUUGUGGGACGGAAAAAGAAAAGAAGUUCGCGCGCAAGAUCGAGCCCAUUCGGAGGAAAGGAAACUACCUGCUGUGUUCGCUUCUCCUCGGCAACGUCUUGGUCAACACCACACUGACCAUCUUGCUCGAUGACCUCAUCGGUUCUGGUUUAGGUGCCGUGGUGGCGUCGACCAUUGGCAUUGUGAUCUUUGGUGAGAUUGUUCCCCAGGCGCUCUGCUCUCGCCAUGGCUUGGCGGUAGGUGCCAACACCAUCGUUCUCACCAAGUUUUUCAUGUUAGUGACUUUUCCGUUGUCCUUUCCCAUCAGUAAGCUCCUAGAUUGCGUGCUGGGCCAGGAGAUAGGCACAGUGUACAAUAGGGAAAAGCUGGUGGAGAUGCUCAGGGUGACUGAGCCAUACAACGACCUCGUGAAAGAGGAGCUGAACAUGAUCCAGGGAGCUCUGGAGUUGAGGACUAAAACAGUGCAGAACAUCAUGACUCCCCUGAGUAACUGUUACAUGAUCAACAGCGAUGCCAUCCUGGACUUCAACACCAUGUCGGAAAUCAUGGAGAGCGGAUACACGCGCAUCCCUGUGUUCGAGGGCGAACAGACCAACAUCGUUGACAUCCUCUUCGUGAAAGACCUCGCUUUUGUGGACCCAGAUGACUGCACCUCCUUAAAAACCAUCACCAAGUUCUACAACCAUCCGGUCCACUUUGUUUUUCAUGACACCAAGUUGGAUUCCAUGUUGGAGGAGUUCAAAAAAGGAAAAUCACACUUGGCAAUUGUUCAGAAAGUUAACAAUGAAGGAGACGGAGAUCCGUUUUAUGAAGUGAUGGGUUUGGUCACUCUGGAAGAUGUCAUUGAGGAAAUCAUCAAAUCAGAAAUCUUGGACGAGUCUGACCAAUACACCGAUAACCUCAACAGAAAGAAGGUGGCGCACAAUAAAAACAAACGUGACUUUUCGGCAUUUAAACAAGAGAGUGAAUCUAAAGUCAAGAUCUCCUCUCAGCUGCUAUUGGCCGCUCACCGCUUCCUUGCAACAGAGGUUAAUUUGUUCAGUCCAUCUCAGAUCUCUGAGAAGGUCCUUCUACGAAUUCUUAAACACCCUGAUGUGAUCCAGGAGAUCAAAUUUAAUGAAAACGACAAGAGUUCCCCACAUCAUUUCCUUUACCAGCGUGGCAAACCCAUAGACUACUUCAUUCUCAUACUGCAGGGCCGUGUGGAAGUGGAGGCUGGAAAUGAAAAUAUGAAGUUUGAAACCGGACCUUUCUCUUACUAUGGUGUCAUGGCUUUGAGUGCUCCAGCAUUAGUGAAUGUGUCUCGUUAUCAUCGGUCUUAUAAGAGAUGCUCUAUCUUCUCCCGUUUCCCAGAGUUUCGCUCAUCUUCUCAUAUCAGUGGUCUGAAUCGCUCUGCGUCGCUGAAUUACACGGAUCGCCCCGAAUCUCAAUCCGUAAGCGGCAGCAACACUCAGCUCAGCAGCGCCCCCUUGCCGCAGUACACACCAGACUUCAAUGUCCGAGCUCUCACAGACCUACAGUUUGUUAAGAUCUCACAUUCUCAUUAUCAGAAGGGAGUGAUGACGUCUCGAUUCGACAGCUCACCGCAAUCUCCAGACAGCGGCCACACGCUUGUGGAUAACAGCACAUCUUCAGCCCCAAAUCCCUCUUUAGAAAACAUGCUCACGCUUACGGACAACCCCGAUGAGACGACCUCGCUCCUCAAUGAGCAGAACAGCCUGUCUGCCCGCCAGGCCAACCACAACAUGCAUAACGAGAGCGCCAUCUAACACAAGCACACGUAUGACCGUCGACACGCUGCCAUCAUUGAGCACGUGGUUGACAACGGUUCGGACAUAUGGAGAUUACCAACACACCUACAUGACAUUUUGCACUUUUCCGGACAAUAAUUCAAUUGUCUUGAAUAAUUAUAACCGUUUUUAGCGUUAGCCAUAACAGCUGACAGUAACUUGAUUCUGAUGAAGCAGUAUAUCAGUGUGGGCCUAUGAAAAGCAUUCGACGACAGGCGUGGGAUGAAAACCAAAGUGUACCUGGACUGAAAAAGACCCCCCCGUUUCAAACAGACUGUUAUGGGGUGUUUUAUAGACGGUGCAAAUAGAGACAUUUAUAUAUACAAAAAUGUUUAUUUUGUCAUUUUUCUAUUAAGUUGGCUCACGGAAACUUGUCAUCGUGAAGGAAGGAAACUGCGGAUGCCUUUUUUAUUUCACGUCAGUCCAUAGUUACUUUAUCUUUGUACCAAAUAAUAUUGAUGUGUGUGUGAAAGAUAGGAUGAGAGUUUGUGACUGAUAUAUAUCAGCGAGUGUGUGUUUGUAUAUAAAAUGACACACGAGUCUGAUUUGGGCCGUCGGAGCUCAAGCAACAACUCAGGGAGAUUGUGACACUAAACUUCACAUACAAACUGCAUGUUGGAUAAUUCCCCGUUUAUUAAUAUGAAUCCAUGCAACAAGUGAUCAAAACGUGAAGCUAGCAUGCUGUUGUUUAAUGCACCAAAUACUGAAAUGGUAAAAUACACUGCGUAUCUUAAAAGCAUACAGGAACACGUGGCAUCCACAUGAUAGUUUUUCUGUCUGAAGCGAUACGUAUAAUAGGUGUCAUUGUGUGUGUGUAAAAUUGUGUCAAGUCCUUUUUAAAAUUAAUGUAUUGAUUUUUUUUUCAACUCCAAAGAGAACAAGCAUUAGUCACUGUCGUGCAACUGUUUCUUUUUGUAAAACGAGUCAAAAUAUUUGUGCGGACCAGAAGUGAACUAACCAAAAUCAAAUAUCUUCUGUAUUUAUUUAGCAUACAAUUGUACGUUUUAAAUGGUUUAGAUUACUUUGUAUUUGUAAAUUCUUAAAAUUUCUGUGUUUUAUAAGCAGGCGCGUGGGAUGGUUGUUUAUACUAAGAUUUUCUUUUUGGUACAGACUCAUUUAGAUUGGAAACGGGAAAUCAUAAUUGUUCUUCUGCUUUUUCUUUUUCCACUGUUGCUUUUAAAACCAAAUAUGUUUAAAAUGAACAAUCAAAGUGAAAUGUAGACACCUUGCUGAGAAGAUAUCGGCACCAGUGUCACAUGACUAGCCAAAUGAAUGCCUCUUUUAUGUAGCAUCUCCCGAAUAUGAUGAUGCAAGGACUGCACUGUUUAUAAAGACACUCCCUGUUCGGUCGAGCUUUAAAUCAGUUCAUGUUUAUUAAUUAUUCAAAACACACUUUUUUGUGAUGGAAACUGAAGCAAUUUGUUGGUGUGAAAACCUCCUGAUUCUUUUUAUACUGUAUUUUCCCAAGUUAUUUUGUGGUUUGGGAGAGGUCCUCUUUUAGAUGAUCUAACUUUGGUUAUUAAAUUAUUUAUUAAAUCAGUAUAAUACACAAACUA